Rhizophagus irregularis DAOM 181602=DAOM 197198 is the source of this 1438-nucleotide messenger RNA. RefSeq lists its product as uncharacterized. Lineage: Eukaryota; Fungi; Glomeromycota; Glomeromycetes; Glomerales; Glomeraceae. The record is from RefSeq and is a predicted model, not a curated record.
GCAACCUUUUUCACUUUUUCCAAUAUUCAAAAUAAAAAUAAAAAUGUCCAAAUUAAAUAGAGAUAUUCUUUAUUUAAUAUUCAAAGAGUUACGUAAUGAUAAAAAAACUUUUUAUUCUUGUCUAUCAGUUAAUAAAACUUGGUGUGAAAUAAUUAUUCCAAUUCUAUGGAAUAAUCCAUGGAAAUAUUUAAAUGAUGAUAAUAAUACAAAUGAGAAAAUUCUAUUGGAUAAAAUCAUUUCACAUUUAUCAGAUGAAUCAAGAAAUAAUAUAAAGAAAUUAGGUAUUGAUUUACCAACAAACUUAUAUAAAAAACCUUUAUUUAAUUAUAUUAGUUUUUGUAGACAUUUAAAUUUAAAUGCAAUUAAAAGGAUAAUUAUAAAUUCUAGAAAAAAAAUUAUUUUAAAAGAAAUUAUUCAUCUUUUUAUUAAUGAAAAUACAAAAUUUACACAUCUUUAUAUACCUCAACAAUUUAAUCAUCAAAUACAUCUUAUUCCAGGGGCUGAAAUUUGUUUCUCAGAAAUUGAAUUUCUUAGUUGUAAUACAAGUAUUAAUGAUAAUGUUUUAAUUGGUUUAAUUAAAAUGUGUAAACCAAUUAAAGAAUUGGAACUUUAUAUUAAUAUAAUUAAUAAUAAUUAUAAAAUUUCUGAAUUAAUUGAAACUCCUAAAAAAUUAUUUAAUGUUCGAUUAUUAAAUAAUUAUGCUCUUUAUUUAAAUCAUGAUGAAUCAUUUUGUAAAAUUAUUGAAAAUUCUUUAAUUAAACAUUCAAAUACUAUAAAAUAUUUUAAGAUAACUAAACAACCUAUCACAGGAAUUUUAUCAUAUUUUAUUAAUUUAAAAUGUUUAGAAUUGAAUGGUAAUUAUCAUAAAUUAGCAUGGGAUUGUUUAGAAAAUGUUUCUUUACCUUUUUUACAAAUUUUAAAAACCAUUUAUGUUUCAACUAAACCUUUAACAAGUUUAAUUGAAAAUACUAAUGGUUAUCUUAAUGAAAUAAUUAUUAAUGAUAUACCUCAUGAUGAUAUUGAUAAUAAAAGAAUUAUUCAAGUUAUUUAUAAAAAAUGUCCAAAACUUAAAUAUCUUAAAUUAGAAUUUAAAAAUAGUAAUAUUUUAGAAUUAAAUAAUUUAUUAAUUAAUUGUCAUUAUUUAAAUGGUUUAUUUUUUAUUAAUUCAAAAUUUGAUUGGAAUAAUUUAUUUGAAAUUUUAAUUAAAUCUUCUCCAAUUAAUUUAUUUAAAUUUAAAUUUGAUACUAUUUAUGAUAAUAUUGAAAAAGAUUCUUUAAAAUACUUUUUUAAUAAUUGGAAAGGUAAACAUCCUUUAUUAUUACAAUUUAAUCAAAAAAAUUUGGAACAAUAUAGUGAUCUGAUAGAAAAAUAUAAAGAAGAAGGAAUAAUUAAAAAAUUUGAUUAUAAUUUAUGUAAUGAAGAUUUUAAGUGGAUUUGA